AUGUCUCAGGAUCCCCAUAACGGAAAGGGCACCUUUGAGGUGCACAAGCAACCCCAGCCCGGUCUCAAAGUUUUCCGAAAGGGCAAGUACAUUGACCCCAAGACCUUCCAGAUGUCCCCCGCUCUGAUUCGGGCCCGACGACCCUUCUUUGUGCGAAACAUGCUCGCUCUGGCCGGCCUCACCGGUUUUGUCGCCGGUAUCUACGGAUACACCAUGUACUCUCUGCGUACCGACGACUUUGGCGAUGUGCCUAUUCCUCCUCUUGAUCCCGAAGAGAUCAAGAAGCUCCAGAGCAAGUACAGCGACGACUCCAAGGCCUAG
Yarrowia lipolytica CLIB122 is the source of this 321-nucleotide messenger RNA. RefSeq lists its product as uncharacterized. The record is from RefSeq and is a predicted model, not a curated record. NCBI's taxonomy places the organism in Eukaryota, Fungi, Ascomycota, Dipodascomycetes, Dipodascales. Gene Ontology annotation, biological process: mitochondrial respiratory chain complex IV assembly. Gene Ontology annotation, cellular component: mitochondrial inner membrane.